AUCGAAAGUUAAUCAAUAUUUGACAGUUCAACAGCGGUGAGGAAUAAAAGUAAACGCACGAUUUUUAAAAAUGAUCUGAAAUUGUAAUAUUUUAUAUUUGAAUAUAUAUAUAUAUAUUCUUCAGUCGAUUGCCGAACUGUGAAUCAUCGAAAGCUCUGAAAUCGAUUAGUCUAGCCUGGCCUCCAUUUUUCUGCGCGCGACCCUUUCAAUGGACGCUGUGGAGUUGUUCAAGAGGCUCGGAUCCGGCGCAAAGUUUGAUUUUAAAAGAUUUAGCAGAGAUGCAGAAAGGUUUAAGGUGGUGAGGUCUCGGCACCACGAGAUCUCCAACCCUUUGAAUGAAAUCAGCUUCUUUGGCAAAACCAGAGAAGAACCCGCUGAACAUCAUGAAGAUGAAGAGUACAAGUCAGAGGAAGAUCAUCCAACCGUUACGGAUGAACCUCUGAGCAAGCCGAAGAAGAAAAGGAUUAAAAGAAAAAUUCAGGGUUCAGAAGAUGAGAGCGAUGAUGAUGAUGAUUUGGAGCAGACGGGGAUUCGGUGGAUGUCUUCACAAGACAAGAAGGAGAAAGGACAGAAGAAAAAGACCACAGAAGGACCAUCAAUAAAGAGAUUAAAGCAGCUUCACAAAGAGAAGCUCAAUCAGAUCCGGCAUCAGAACAGGAUUAACGUGCACGGCACCGACGUCCCAGACCCUCUCAGCACGUUCGAGGAGCUUCAGCAGGAAUAUGAGCUAGAUUCUCGGAUAAUUCAGAACAUCAGAGCAGCUGGAUUUCAGACCCCCACGCCCAUUCAGAUGCAGGCCAUCCCUCUGAUGAUGCAUAGACGAGAAAUCCUGGCGUGUGCCCCCACAGGCUCGGGUAAAACCAUCGCCUUCUGCCUGCCUGUGCUGGCGCAUCUCCGUCAGCCGCUCAACAAGGGUUUCAGAGCGCUCAUCGUAGCGCCCACGAGAGAGCUGGCCAGCCAGACGCACAGAGAGCUGCUGAAGCUGUCUGAAGGAGUGGGCUUCAGGGUUCACAUGAUUAACAAAGGAGUGGCUGCAGCCAAAAAAUACGGUCCCAAGUCAGCCAAGAAGUUUGAUAUAUUAGUCACGACGCCAAAUAGGCUCAUCUACCUGCUCAAGCAGGACCCUCCAGCUGUUGAUCUCAGCAGUGUGGAGUGGCUGGUAGUGGACGAGUCCGAUAAGCUGUUCGAGGAUGGGAAGACUGGCUUCAGGGAGCAGCUGGCCACCAUCUUCCUGGCCUGCACGUCUCCCAGAGUUUGCCGCGCUCUGUUCAGCGCAACGUUCACCACGGAGGUCGAGCAGUGGUGCAAACUCAAUCUGGACAACCUUGUCUCUGUUAACAUCGGACCCAGGAACUCUGCAGCAGAGACGGUAGAGCAGGAGCUUCUGUUUGUAGGUGCAGAAAACGGCAAGCUGCUCGCUAUGAGGGACCUGAUAAAGAAGGGCUUUAUGCCUCCCAUGCUGGUGUUUGUGCAGUCUAUAGAGCGAGCCCGAGAGCUCUUCCAUGAGCUGGUGUAUGAGGGGAUCAAUGUGGAUGUGAUUCAUGCUGAGCGUACGCAGCAACAGAGAGAUAAUGUGGUGAGCAGCUUCCGUGCUGGGAAGAUCUGGGUGCUCAUCUGCACUGCGCUCAUGGCUCGAGGGAUUGACUUCAAAGGCGUCAGUCUGGUGAUAAACUACGACUUUCCUACCAGUGCUGUGGAGUAUAUUCAUCGCAUAGGCCGCACAGGAAGAGCGGGUCAUAAAGGGAAAGCCGUUACGUUUUUCACAGAGGCUGACAAACCGCUCCUACGCAACAUUUCCACAGUAAUAAAACAAGCUGGAUGUCCUGUGCCUGAUUACAUGAUUGGAUUCAAGAAACUAAAAAGCAAAGUGAAGCGGCAACUGGAGAAGAAACCACCAAGCAGGUCAACAAUUCGCACGACGCCUCAAUUUUUCAUGAAAAAGAAAUCCAACAAAGUGAAAAGGAAGAAGAAAAAAAUCGAGUCAAAAGCAAAUGGAGGUGAACCAGAUGACUGUAAAAAUAGAUGAGUUUGGUAAAUAAAAAUUGUAAAAAGAAAUUGUCUAAUAAAACUUAAAUGUA
Messenger RNA from Neoarius graeffei (lesser salmon catfish), 2078 nucleotides. It is a transcript of the gene ddx52, whose product is annotated as DEAD (Asp-Glu-Ala-Asp) box polypeptide 52. The transcript has 15 exons. Gene Ontology annotation, molecular function: nucleic acid binding; ATP binding; RNA helicase activity. Gene Ontology annotation, biological process: maturation of SSU-rRNA. The coding region runs from base 209 to 2026 and encodes 605 amino acids. Gene Ontology annotation, cellular component: 90S preribosome. The record is from RefSeq and is a predicted model, not a curated record. Lineage: Eukaryota; Metazoa; Chordata; Actinopteri; Siluriformes; Ariidae.